This is a messenger RNA of Prosopis cineraria, 1010 nucleotides long. RefSeq lists its product as uncharacterized. NCBI's taxonomy places the organism in Eukaryota, Viridiplantae, Streptophyta, Magnoliopsida, Fabales, Fabaceae. The transcript is spliced from 2 exons. Gene Ontology annotation, cellular component: mitochondrial intermembrane space. The record is from RefSeq and is a predicted model, not a curated record. Bases 299 to 871 code for a protein of 190 amino acids. Gene Ontology annotation, molecular function: phosphatidic acid transfer activity. Gene Ontology annotation, biological process: phospholipid transport.
UUUCCUUCUCCAAUCUUCUCUUUCGUCUUAUCUCCCUUUUCAUGCGCUCCCCGCCCAAAUUCCUUUUCCAUUUUAAGGAAUUCUAUGCAAAUCCCCAUACUUUCUGUUAGCCGGCUCCAACUUUGUUACUUGAAGGCUGUUUCUCUCGAUAUCUAUCAAAUCAACACUUCGUUACCUCUCCGUGAGAGAGUGUGUGUGUGUGUUUUUUUUUUCCCCCGCCCCUCUCCUUCAUAGUUUCUGGGAGGACAACCGAUCACUUCAUGUACCAUUUGUUGAACAUGCAAACCGCGCUCUCAGGAUGCUAAUGAGAGUUAUGGUGAAAGCAUACACGCAGGAGUACACUUACAGGCACCCAUGGGAACGGGUAACUUGCGCAUCUUGGCGCAAGUUCGCUGACCCCGAGAACAAGCGUAUAUUAUCCCAUAUUUUAGAAGUUGACACGUUGAACCGCAGGCUUGACCCCCCAUCUGGGAAGCUUUAUACCACCCGAGCUAUCACGAUCCAUUGUCCAGGACCAUGGUUUGUCCGCAAAAUUGUUGGUCAGGAUAUUUGCCACUGUGUUGAAUCAACAGUUGUGGAUGCACAGACGCGGUCAAUGCAGUUAACUACACGCAAUAUCAGCCUCCAGAAGUUUGUGGAAGUGGAGGAGAAGAUUCGAUAUGAUCCUCAUCCUGACAAUCCCAGUGGGUGGACAAUUUGCCAGCAGGAGACUCGCAUCCGUAUUAAACCACUGUCAACACUGGCAUCCAUGGCGGAAAAAGUGGAGCAGCGAUGUGCUGAGAGGUUCCUUCAGAAUAGUGCCAAGGGAAGAGAGGUUAUGGAGAGGAUAUGUAAAUAUCUUGAAGCAGAGUCUAGUGGCCUUGCUCUGUAAUUGCACCUUGAUGAUUUUAUUUCGGGUAUUAGAUUUACAAUAAAUGAGAGAAUCGCGUUAGAGUUAUGCAGAGAAGGCGGGUCUCGGGUCUGUUAACCGAACUUUGAUACGGCAAAAGAAGCAAUUUUUGGACAAGCGA